CUUUUUUUCUGGUUUUAUUCAAUCUUCACCAUAUAUAGUUCAUUUUCCUGUCGCCAAAAUGGACGUAUCAUGGGAAACAUACAAUCUGGCCUCGCGGAUCUCAUUAUUACCGCAGGAGCUUGCUGAGACAUUACAACGAGGCGACGGUGCACACUUUCUUGCUCAACUCAGCAGAGCCGCUCUCGACAGACGAUACACAGACACGAUCCUGAUUCACGCCGAAUCUCUCGUCCCACACUGCUGCGCCGAAUUCCAAACCUCCUCCGAUUACGUCUCUGUCGUCGCCGCAUACGCUCGCCUCGUUUCCCUCGCUCCUCACAUCUCUGAAUACGCCGAGCGCUACCUUAGUUCGCAUAAUGUCGAUAGCAUUUCCGACUCAAAUCUCUUCACCCUCGAAUACUUCUUUGCCCUGAUCCGCUUGCUACGAUUUGACCGCCAGACUUUUGCCAAAUUCGUGCCUUUCUCGCGGAUACACCAGUUGCUCGACCACGAUGCGCGUGCAUUGCGUUACCUUGCCAUUCGCGUGCUAUGUCUGUAUCUGAGCGCCGCAGAUGCUGCUCUACAAGACAUGACCAACAAGUACCUCGCCAACAAUGCUGGAAGCCAGGACUUGAUCGCACCACUAGGACCGUGGGAGGACAAAGAGAUUGACUAUCGCCUUCUCACGCUAUGGGAGGAACGUCGCGUGAAGAACCUGGAACAAGAGAGGGAAGCUUUACAACAAGAACGUGCUGCCUACAUGAAUGCUGAGAAUGCUCAGAGACAGCACGUUGUCUUGCCCGCCGAACUCUUCCACUCGUCCACUGCCUGCAUCUCCGGCGUUUUGCUCCCUCGUGGUGCCGCUCCGACAGACUCGCAGACGAGUACAAUCGUCGACACUCCCACCACUGCCUCAAAUCUAUGUGAGCUUGCAACUGCGUUAAAGGCACCGAACCCGGUACUACUGACUGGGCUUGCUGGUUCUGGAAAGACGCUCCUGGUACGCCAUGCUGCACGCCAGCUGAACAAGCUGAAGUCUAUGGUCACACUACACUUGAACGAGCAGAGUGAUGCGAAGCUGCUCAUCGGAAUGUACACAACCGGCAAAACUCCUGGAUCGUUCGUGUGGCAAGCUGGUGUUCUGACCACUGCAGUGCUGGAAGGUCGUUGGGUUUUCAUCGAGGAUCUGGAUCGCGCACCGAACGACAUCAUUAGCACUCUGCUACCAUUGAUCGAAAGAAACGAGCUUGUGAUCCCAAGCAGAGGUCAAACCUUACACGCCGCUCGAGGCUUCCGCAUCGUUGCCACUAUGCGUACUUCGUUGUCCAACAGUGGUCACGAAACGAAGCCUGCUUACAACUUGUUGGGUGCCCGCCACUGGAAGUCUGUACACGUCAGCAUGCUGCCUUCAGACGAGCUGAAACAAGUCGUCAUUGGUCUUUUCCCAUCACUAUCUGAAUUCGCACCGCAAUUCGUCAAUGUUUUCCAGAAUCUGCAACUGCUCAAACAACAAGCACAUUUGGCAAGUCGCAGCAGAACUGGUCUCAUGCGUGAGGUCAACCCUAGAGAUCUUCUCAAGUGGUGUGCUCGUGUAUCUCUUAUGCUUGGAAACAGGCCAAACAUGACUGCUGGCGAGCUCGAUCAGAUCUUCCUGGACGCUGUUGACUGUUUCGCCGGUGCGUUGCCUGAAGGCUCAGCAUAUACCGCUCUGACUUCGUGCAUUGCCGAGAAUUUGCAGAUCGAUCCUCAGCGCUGCCAGCAUCUGCUUGCCGAACGUACUAUUAUUCACAAGGAGGAGCCCACAAGAGUCACAAUAGGUCGUUCAGUCUUCUCUCGUCAACAGAGAAAGAGUCUCGCUGGUCCGUUCGGUAAACGCGCUUUCUCAACGAACGCACACACUCUCCGUCUACUUGAUCGUGUUGCUGUAGCCGUCUCUCAAAAGGAGCCUCUCCUUUUGGUUGGUGAGACUGGUACUGGUAAAACUACCAGUGUACAGCAUCUUGCAGACCAGCUUGGCAAGAAGCUUGUCCCCUUCAACUUGUCGCAACAAAGCGAAAGCGGUGAUCUCCUUGGUGGUUUCAAGCCUGUUAAUGCUCGCUCCAUCAUUGUACCCUUGAAAGAGGAAUUCGAUGAUUUGUUCUCUGCCAGUUUCUCUUAUAAGCGCAAUGCUCAGUUUAUUGACAUGCUAAAUAAGUGCAUGGGCAAGCAGCAGUGGGUUCGUGUGUGCAAAUUGUGGAACACUGCUCUUGGUAUGGUAGAACAGCAAAGACUAGCCACUCUGCAAGCAGGCUCGAAGUCCCCUUCUAGAAAUGCUGAAAACCCCGCAAAGAAGCGCAAGGUCGAACCGGCCAUGACUGCAGUCCUUAGUGGAAGAUGGGACAAAUUCGCUUUGGAGGUCAAGAGUCUCGAAAAUCGUCUCACUGCUGGUCAGGAGGCGUUCGCUUUUGCUUUCAUCGAGGGUAACAUUGUCAAGGCUGUCAGGAAUGGCGACUGGGUUCUUCUUGAUGAGAUCAAUCUCGCCUCACCAGACACACUCGAAGCGUUAGCUGAUUUGUUCGAUGUCAGCUCUCCCUCAUUGAUGUUGAGCGAAGCUGGCAGUGUCGAGGUCAUCAAGGCUCAUCCUCAAUUCCGAGUCUUUGCAGCUAUGAAUCCUGCAACUGAUGUCGGAAAGAAGGACUUACCUUUGGGCAUCCGUUCAAGAUUCACCGAGCUGUAUGUUGAGAGUCCCGAUCGCGACUACCAAAGUUUGCGCAACAUCGUGCAAACAUAUCUUGGUCAAGAAGCUGUUCUGGACAGGUCUAUCGCGUCCGAUGUGGCUAAGCUACAUCAAGCAGUACAAAAGCUGAACGAAGACAACUUGCUCGUCGAUGGCGCAGGUCAGAAGCCUCAUUUCAGUUUAAGAACGCUGACUCGUGCUUUGAUCUAUGCAAAGGAUGUCUCACCGCUAUGCUCGAUUCGCAGGGCCGUUGCGGAGGGUAUCCAAAUGAGUUUCUUGACGCUCCUUGACAAGGAAUCGGAAGCCCGCCUGCUACCACUUAUUCACCAGCAUAUGUUUGGCAAGCUUGCAAACGCAGCUGCUGAGCUCAAGAAGCCUUUCCGACAGCCUCAAGAUGGACACACUUAUGUCAAGGAUGGAGCUUACUGGCUCAGACAAGGCAACUUCGCCGUACACGACCAACCACACUACAUCAUCACACCCUUCAUUCGCCGCAAUCUCGACAACCUCAUUCGCGCUUCUUUCACCCGUCGAUUCCCCGUUCUGAUUCAAGGUCCUACUUCUGCAGGAAAGACCAGUAUGAUCGAGUACCUGGCCAACAAGUCUGGUAACAAGUUUGUGAGAAUCAACAACCAUGAGCAUACCGAUCUACAAGAGUACUUGGGUACUUAUGUGUCAGGCUCUGAUGGUCGUCUGCAAUUUCAGGAAGGUGUUCUAGUCAAGGCUCUGAGAGAAGGUCACUGGAUUGUUCUCGACGAGUUGAAUUUGGCUCCCACUGAUGUCUUGGAAGCACUCAACAGACUUCUCGAUGACAAUAGAGAGCUGCUUAUUCCCGAGACGCAGGAGACUGUUCGUCCUCACGAGAACUUCAUGCUUUUUGCUACCCAGAACCCGGCUGGUCUGUACGGUGGACGUAAAGUACUAUCUCGUGCUUUCCGCAAUCGUUUCCUCGAACUUCACUUUGAUGAUAUUCCGGUUGAAGAGCUGCAUACCAUUCUCCAGCGUCGUACUCAGAUUCCUGACACCUGGUGUAAGCGUAUUGUGAGUGUCUACAGAGAGCUUUCGAUACUGCGUCAGGAGAAUCGUUUGUUCGAGUCAAAGUCAUUUGCUACGCUUCGUGAUCUCUUCAGGUGGGCUUUGCGAAAAGCAGACACUAUCGAUGAGCUUGCUGUCAAUGGUUUCUUGCUCCUCGCUGAGAGGGUCCGUAAGCCUGAGGAACGCGAUGCUGUCAAGAAGGUCAUCGAGAAGGUUUUGGGUCAGAAAGGGCCCAAGGUUGACAUCGAUACCACUGCGCUCUAUGGCGUCCAGUCUCCUGUGUUGCAAUCGUACCUGACCCAGGCUGGUUCUAAGGGUGUCGUCUGGACAAAUGCUAUGCGUAGACUCUAUGUCUUGGUCGCCACCGCUCUCCAGAACAACGAACCGGUCUUACUGGUUGGUGAGACUGGUUGCGGUAAGACUACCGUCGUACAAAUGCUCGCAGAUGCUACCAGGAAGGAGCUGCACAUUGUCAACGCACAUCAAAACACCGAGACUGGCGACUUGAUCGGUGCCCAGAGACCUCUGAGAAACAGAGCAGGCAUCGAGCAACAGGUUCGUGACAUGCUCGUAUCGCUUCCUCAUCCCGAGAUCCAAGAGGCUGCCCCUACGGCUAGCGUCGACGAGCUUCUUGUGAUCUAUGAUCAAGUCAAGGCCAACGCCGACCUAAGCGAUCCUUACACAGCUCAGGUCUAUCAGGCCAUCGGUACCAAUCGACCUCGCCUGAAGGCACUCUUCGAAUGGGCCGACGGUUCGCUUGUACACGCCAUGAAGACUGGUCAGUACUUCUUGCUCGACGAAAUCUCACUUGCCGACGACUCGGUUCUUGAGCGUCUGAACAGUGUACUUGAACCUUCGCGAGAAAUGUUGCUGGCCGAGAAGGGCUCGCUCGACUCCUUCGUAAGGGCUCAGCCUGGUUUCCAAUUCUUCGCUACCAUGAACCCUGGUGGCGACUAUGGCAAGAGAGAGUUGUCUCCCGCUCUGCGCAACCGUUUUACCGAGAUCUGGGUGCCUGCAUUGUCUGAUAUCGAGGAUGUUUUGCAGAUCAUCCGAUCCAAGCUAAAGGACCAUGCAGCACCUUAUGCCAAUGUCCUCGUUGAGUUCGCUCAAUGGUUUAACCAGCGUUAUAAUACUUCUGCUGCGUCAUCAAUCUCGAUCCGUGACACUCUUGCCUGGGUAGAGUUUGUUAACCGUCAGCCGCAUCGCGAUCCUGUCUUCUCAAUCAUCCAUGGUGCUGCAAUGGUGUACAUCGAUACCCUCGGUGCCAAUCCUGCCGCCCUUCUCGCCAUCAACCCUGGCACUGUCAACUACGAAAGGUCGCAGUGUCUGGACGAGUUGAGCAAGCUCAUCAAGGCCGAUGCGUCUGCUGUCUACAACUCACCAAUCCACGUAGAGGUCACAGAUGAGGUUUUGGAGCUUGGCGCUUUCUCUAUCCCCGUGAUCACUAAGGGCAGCGAGCCUGGAUUCACCUUCCUGGCACCGACGACCAGAUCAAAUGCUAUGCGUGUCAUUCGUGCUCUCCAGCUCACCAAACCCGUUCUUCUCGAGGGAAAUCCUGGUGUAGGAAAGACGACUCUUGUUACUGCACUGGCACAGGCAGUUGGUAUGCCUCUUACACGCAUCAAUCUGUCGGAGCAGACUGAUUUGAUGGACCUCUUCGGUUCAGAUGUUCCCGUUGAAGGAGCUGAAGCUGGCACAUUCGCCUGGCGUGACGCACCAUUCCUCCGAGCCAUGAAGAACGGCGAGUGGGUGUUGCUCGAUGAGAUGAAUCUCGCUUCCCAGUCAGUACUGGAAGGUUUGAACGCCUGUCUCGAUCACAGAGGUGAGGUCUAUAUUUCCGAAUUGGACCAAAUCUUCAGCCGUCAUCCCGACUUCAGACUCUUUGCCGCUCAAAAUCCCCACCAUCAAGGUGGUGGUCGUAAAGGUCUGCCCGCAUCGUUCGUCAACCGUUUCACUGUUGUGUACGCCGAUGUAUUCAGCCCUGAAGAUCUUGUCCUGAUCUGUCAAAAGUCAUUCGCUAGCUACGAUGCCGACAAGAUCGCUCCUAUCGUCUCGUUCAUUGACCAGCUUGACAUCGAGACCCACCACAGAAAGAUUGGCUCGCUCGGCGGACCUUGGGAAUUUAACUUGCGUGAUACACUGCGUUGGUUGAGCUUGAUCACCGCGGACCAAGGUUUGCUGAAGGGGGGUGAGGUAGAUGAUUUCUUCUCGACCAUUAUCGCGCAGCGUUUCCGCACCUCCAUGGACAGGGCUCUCGUGGCCAAGCUCUUCCAGAGUAUCUUGCCAGACGCUCCAGUCACUCACAGCAUGUUCCAUGACAUUGGUCCCAAGCAUUUUCAAGUUGGCUUGGGUCUGCUCCAGAGGAACGCUCACGUAGCCAGGGUCGGCGCUGACCAUCAGUAUUUCGACUUCAAGCCUCAUCUUCAUGUGCUGGAGUCCGUCAUGGUUGCUGUACAAAAGAGAUGGCCAGUUCUGCUGGUCGGACCGUCGGGCUCGGGCAAGACCGCUAUCCUGGAGAAGCUCGCCGCAGUCCUUGGUGUUGACAUGGUCACCUUCUCUAUGAACGCCGAUGUUGACUCUAUGGACUUGGUUGGUGGUUAUGAGCAGUCAGAGCCUCAACGUGCCAUUCACAGUUUCCUCGAGAAGCUCCACACAAGCCUGGUCACGACUGGUCGCAACGAGGUGACUCUUGAGAUUUCUCACUUGCUUCAGAACUUUAUCUCGGUCGCUCGGUCGUCUGGAUCGUUGUCAUCAAACGCAUUCAUGAUCGACGUGGCUGAGGCAGAGUCCCUACGCGAGCAAGUCGAAGCUUUGAUCUCAACGCCUACUGCCAUCAGCCGAGCACAAUUUGAGUGGAUGGACGGUAUGCUUGUGCAAGCUUUGGAACGUGGUGAGUGGUUGGUCCUCGACAAUGCCAACCUCUGCAGUCCUGCAGUCUUGGACAGGCUCAACUCACUACUUGAGCCCAACGGUACAUUGAUCCUCAACGAGAACACUGAUGCCUCUGGACAAGCCCGUGUUAUCAAGCCCCAUCUUAAUUUCAGGAUCUUCUUCACCAUGGAUCCUAGAUAUGGUGAGCUGUCCAGAGCUUUGCGCAACAGAGCUGUUGAGCUGUUCUUGUUGUCUCCUAUAGCCGCAUUUGAGCAUACACCAAGCCUAGAGUUCUGCUCGGAGUCGAGUCUUCACAGACUCCGCAAUACGGAAGCUUUAGAGAACAUUGACGUGCGAGAUACCUUGACUCCUCACAUGGCACAAAUUGUCAUGGAGAGUAUGUCAUAUCAAGACACGCCCAUUAUGCCUCAAUUCAUGUCAGGUCUGGAGGUCGGGCUCUACAAGACGCCUAUCAAUGUUCUUGGUAGAAGCAAGGAUGUUCAAUUCAAGUUUAAAACCUUGCACGUUACACAGACCGUAGACGAGCAGGCCAUAACUGGUAUUGACUCUGCAGUUCAGCCGUUCCACCCUCUGAAUAACGUCGCGCUGGCUCGUUGCAAUAUCGAGCCUAGCAAGUGGGCUGCCGCGCUCUAUGAGCUCGAGUGGGACAUACACUCCAUGCAGAUCGCCCUCGAGAACGUCAGAAACCGUGAUGUACCAAAACGUGAGCAAACUCGUCUCCAACGAUCUGCGAUUGGUCAAGGCCCAAAACAGAAGCACUUCACCAGCAACGUUUUCGGUCUUCUCGGUGCCGCUGUGGAAGUCUGGUCAAAAUUCCUUGACACAGCUGUGGCCGCCCAACAACAAGGUCAGCUCGCUGGUCAGCACUCUGUUGACACGUUCAAGCCAUGGAGAAGAUAUUGGUGGGAGUUCUUCGCCCUCGUCGACUCGGUAGAUGUAGAAGAGGCAGUUUUCAAGGCGUACAUCGAGAUCGGUAUUCGUCUUGAGCAAAACAACGGUGUCGAAUUCGCUGCACGCUUUGCUUCUGGUGACGCUCAAGCUGGGGAACGCUUCAGCUCAUACUUUGUGCUGCCUCUAGACCGAGCAUUCUCCCCCGAUAACAAGGGUGCUUCGAUGACCGCCCUGUGGACAGUCAUGAGACCAAAGACUGCUCGUACAUUCCAACAGUUGCAGGAUAUUGUUGGACUCGAAGCUAUGGCCGACAGAUUUGACAUAUUCGCAAGAAGACUCGAUGCCCCAUUGGACCAGCUUCUGCAACUACAACAAGCAUUCGGUAAAGCUUUGGCUGUCGUAUUAACUGGCUCCGAUGAGGCAUCUGCCCUCAUUGCCAGUCUCAAGGAAGCAAUGUCUGCAUUCAGCAUUGAAGAGACAGAAAUUGCACAUGUUAUGCCUCACUUCAGAGAGCAGUUUGAAGGCAUUGCCCAGACUUUCGAUCUGCUGUACGGCAAGGAUAUGUCUCAGUAUCCUCGAUCAGGAGUAUUUAGCGCACUGGCCGGGCGCACACUCAGCGAACAGUUGCAGUCACAGCUGCAGCGCGUGAACUUCCUUGCUUACAGGCCUACAAAACACAUCUCUGCACAGCAAGGCGACGUUUUCGAGCCUCUGGGCAAGCACGUCGGUUUCUACAGCGAUGAUCAGAAGCCAUUUGCUCUGGAGACCAACCUUCACCAGCACGUUCUCUCGGGUCUCGACCACAUUGACCAAGUUCCUAUGAGCAAACUGGACCUGCUCCGGACCGAAGCCCAGAUUAUGGGUCAGAUCAUCACAAGCAAUACACAUGAUCUGGAAGCAAACUACAUCCACGUUCUUGACGGUCAUCUUGCUGUAUUGGCGGAUGUACUUUUGCGCUCGCUGCGCGAAGUCUCCCCUCCUUCCAUGGCAUCUACUCAGGAAGCUGCCAGCGUUUGCAAGCUUUAUCUCAAUCCGUUGGUGCAAUACCUUGUCGAUGCUUCUGCUGCACAUACUAUUGAUCCCGCUAUCUCUGCUAGAGCUUGGUUGAGAUUCGCUCUUGGAUGCAUGUCAUUGUACAUCACCAGCAAGCCUUCCGAUCCUGCUUUACGUCCUAUGCUUGACAGGCAAAUGUUCCGCAAGACAUUCGCUGACUUGCAAACUGAAUUGGCAGCCCUGCAGCGCUUUGCUGAUGCCACUGGUCUCUACUCUUCGCUUCGUACUGCUUCGGUCAAGCAGGAUGUCAUAGAUCUCGGUCAAGAGCCUGCCGUUGAAGAUAUCGCCAGACCCACUAUCUCAGAGAUCACCAAGCUGCAAGGUGAGCUCAACGCUUUGCAAAGGGCGCUUGCACCACUCUACAAUGCCCCUGAGGAUAUGAUCGUGGGAUUCGCAAAAGACGCCGUGCUGCGUCAAAACGUCAGACAAGUCAAGGCUCGUCUCAGUGACGGUUACCGUGCUUAUGCUGAUAUCACUGGACCUGUCAUGGGUUUCUUGCACUGUCUCGAGGUUGGAUUCGCACUUGCCAGCCUCGUUCCUGAGGAUGUGAAGAUUGACAACACAGUCGACAUUAAGCACUUCUCGCCUCUUACUGGCGCAUCCCCUGACUACGUUAGAAAGGCUACUGCCAUCUCUGCUGUUAUGGAAGCACCUCACCACAACAAUGUCAGAAUGCACGCUUUAUCUUCUUUCGCAACCAUGAGCCGCAUCUUGCCGGAUACACAGCUGUCAACCUGGGAUGCUGUAUUUGACGUCUUUGACUCGAUGUAUCAGCAAUGGCAAAUCGAGCUGCAAACCAACCAGCAGCAGAACGCCGCAGACCACAGUCUGUACACCCAUCGUGGUGAUGAAGAGGCCGAAGAAGAAGCAGACGAGGCAGAGUUGGCCGAACUCUUCCCGGAGUACGACACUGAAGCAAGCACCGAUACUCAGAACAAGUCUGCCGUGCCUCAAAAGAUGCAAGCUCUUGCUCCCGGUCUUGCCACUGUUCUUGCAGAAAUCUACAAGAAGGGCGAAGCCAACGAGGAAGAUUUGCUCGCACUUGUUAAGAAGUCAGCAGCAUUGCUCGGCAAACAGUCUGACGAGCAGACAAUUGCCAGCGUUGACGGUUCAAGUGGCGUCUUGACUCCUCUCUUGAUUCUCAUCCUGCAAGAGAAAACCCAGAUGUUGAACGGUUCUGGCUUCAAGAAAAACCUGUACAACAUCUACACUGAAGCCAACCUCACCGAAGCAGACAAGCUCAUCUCGUUGAUCCGCAAGAUUCAGACCAGAUUCACAGAGGUUCAGCAAGUCUGGCCUGAGCACGCAACCCUUGGUGAUGUGUUGCGCGUGUGCGACGAGAUUCUCGGAUUCGCUCACACAGACCCUAUCGCCAAGAUUAUGCUCAAGGUCGAGAAGCUACACUCAUACAUCCAUGAGUGGCAAGUUGUCGCUAGCAGAGAAUACAGUGCUGCUGGGCUCUAUGACAACAUCACAAGUCUCAUUGUCAGCUGGAGACAGCUUGAACUAUCUACCUGGUCAAGACUGCUCGACAUGGAGACAUUGAAGUGCAACGAAGAUGCCAAGAGCUGGUUCUACAUUGCUUAUGAGAACAUCGUUGUUGUGCCUUUGACUAUCGGCGAGGGCGAGACCGAGAUGAAGAACCACGUUACCGAGCUCAUCAAGACAUUGUACGGCUUCUUCACGACUACCGGUCUCGGUCAGUUCUCUGCUCGCUUGAGAAUGUUAGGCAACUUCCGGGAGUACAUCAAGACUCGCGCAGCAAGCUUCCCAUGCUUCGAAAUAGCACACACUGCUUUGAGUAACUUCAUCUCGUAUAUGGUGCGUUACGAGCCUUUGGUCAACCAAGCUCUUGAUACUGGUAGACAAAAGCUUGAGAAGGAUAUCAAGAACAUCAUCCAACUCGCCAGCUGGAAGGAUACCAACAUCCUUGCACUGAAGCAGAGCUCAAAGGCCUCUCACGUCAAGCUGUAUAGAGUUGUUCGCAAGUUCAGAGCUCUUCUUUCUCAGCCUGCUCAGAGUAUUGUCUCAGCAGGUUUACCAGAUAUUGCAUUUGCAGAAACACCUACAGCUGCCGGUUUGCGCAAGACUGAGGUUCCUGUCGACCCUAAGGCCUCUACGUUGUGCAUUGAGGUAGUGCCCAAGUGGAAUGAGCGACCUGCCCGUUUCAAGAACACUGCUACCACCUUAACUGUCAUGCAGUCCAAGGGUGCCAUCAAGGCUGAGCAUAUCGAUUGCGCCUCUGAGAUCAACAUCUGGCUCAAUGACACAGAAUCUAUUGCUGCUCAGCUUCGCAAGGCCACGCCCACCGUCUUGACCGAGGAGAAUACCGAGACAGUCAAGCAUCUCAAGAACCGUAAGCGUAAGCUUUUCGCCGAUGUUCUCAAAGAGCUCAGAAACAUGGGCUUCAAGAGCAAUGUGACGAGCGAUGUUCUGGCCAGGCAAGACUCACUGCAAGCUGUCCUGGCUGCAAUCCCGGUCAUGGAAAAGGACCUUGCUGAAAGCUAUCUGCAUCGUCUUUUGUACUUGAUGCCUUUGGUUAGAGAAGCUGCUAGAGAACACAAUGACGACUUGACCGGUGCCGAAAUUGCGAGAUCUGUGGCAUUGUGCGAGAGUAUGUUGCAAGUCCUUAUUCAGCAGAGAAACAUCCUUGGCUCCGUCACCGAUGAUCAAAAGUCUUUGGAGUCGUUCCUUGCCCAGGCUGAAAGUCUUUGGGGCAAAGGUAAGCUUGAGCUUGCUGAUAAGAAGAAGCAGAGCUAUGAUGCUGCCACUGCUAUUGCUUGCCUGCCAAUCAUGAUCAAGUCUGCUGCUCGCGUUGUUGCUGCACAGGCUGAACUCAGUAAACUUGAUUGCAGCGACAUUGUCAAGGCUCUGAGUCAGUGGGCCAUUCGCUUCGAGAGCUUCAAGUCACAAUGGCAAGCUCUUCACUCGCUACCUGCUGGCGUCAACAGUGACCAACACAUCAAGGUCCUAGAGGAAAGCAAGGCUGCUGCGCAGCAGCUGCACACCGAGCUUGCUACCAUCAUUGGGCAACAUCCUUACCUUGGAGCUACCCUGAGACAGCUCCAACUCUGGGCUUCUGUCGGUGACAACGUCAAGACAAAGAAGAUCUUAAAGAAGAACUCGAUCAAGAUUGAUGAGUUCGGACAAGCAGCUUGCGACUUUGUCGACUCCAUUCUUGGUUCUGUUCAAGAUCUCGAGAAGCCUUUGAGCCAACUUCCCGUGUCUGCCGAGGAUCCAAGCUGGGUUCUCCAUGAAAGUCAAAACUUGUCUCUUGCGGUCAAGACCCUCCGCCUUCCUCACGUUACAACACGCAUGCGGGAACUCAUGGCGCAAGUGCCACAGCUCAACACCGAUCUCGAUGUUGCAGCUGCAGUUGUUCACUCUUUCAUCCCUUUUAUCGCUCAGUACAACAACCUGGCUGUCUAUCUAUCUUCUCGUCUUGAGAACCUCCAUGCAGCCCUGAGUCAGAUGUCUUUCCGUCUUGCCAAGAUCUUUGUUCAACUCUCAAAGGAGGGCUUCUGUACGCCUUCUGAGAAGUCAACUGACCAGAACAAGGGUGAUGAUAAGCUCGAAGGCGGAACCGGUCUGGGCUCAGGCGAAGGUGCUGAGGACAUCUCGAAGGAUAUCGAGGACGACGAAGACCUCGGUGAACUUGCACAAGAAAAGGAUGACCGUGACGACAAGGACGAAAUUGAAGAUGAAAAGGACGCAGUCGACAUGGGUGAUCAAGACAUGGAAGGUCAGAUGGGUGACGCUGAAGAGAAGGAUGACGAGGAAGGUGAUGACAAGGAAGACGAAGGUGAAGAUGAGAUGGAAGAUGAAGUUGGCGAUGUCGAUGAUCUUGGUCCCUCCACCGUCGACGAGAAGAUGUGGGAUGACGGUGGAAAGGAUGAAGAUAACAAAGACAAGGAGGGUGACAACAACGCCGGCACGGAAGAUCAGAACGAAAUGACUGCUGCUGAUGGUGAAGAGAAGGACGAGAAGGAAAAGAAGGAGAAUGAUGACGAUGCCGAGGAAGAGGAGGACGAAGGCGAACAACAAGGUGCCGACGAAACCGAGAACGGCCCGCCUGACGAGACCGAAAAGACCGAUCCUUACUUGCAGGAACAGGACAACCUUGAAUUGCCUGAUGAUAUUGACAUGGACGGCAAGUCUGAAGAUGGCGACGACUCAGGUAUGGAAGACAUGGGUGAUCUCGAUCCCAUGGACCAAGAUCUGCCUGAACCUGAAGGCGAGCAAGAAGGUGAAAUCGAUGACCCGAGCAAGGAAGAGGACGUCUCUCCCGAAGAUGACAUUCCCGCCGACCUCGACGCCCAGCAAGACGAAGCCGACGAGAACGCCGAUGAGGACGGUCAAGACAAGACAAACGAAGUCGGCGAAGAUGCUGAGAAGCCCGAGGAAGAGGAAGAAGCUCAAGAGGAUCAAGACAUGCUUCAAGAUAACCGCAAAGACGACACCAAUGCCGCCGAUGAGAUUGCACCUAGUGAAGCCCAAGGUGCUGGUCUCGAUGAUCAACAGCCUCAGGACGACAACAAGGAUAAUGACGCAGGUGCUGCUCAACAGGAAUCUGGCGAGCAAGGCGCUCAGCAAGAACAGCAACAACAAGCUGGUGCCGAAGGUGAACGAGGAGUUGCCGAAAACUCUGCUGCCGCCGCCAAUGAGGAAAAGACCGAGGACAAGCAAGAGUCUAUGCCUUACAAGAAGAUUGGUGAUGCUCUCGAAAAGUGGUACAAGCAGCAAAAGCAGAUUCAAGAUGCUCCGGCCGACAAGGAGGAUCGCAAAGAACAGCCUCCUGCUGAUGAUGUUGACAUGAAUGACGCCGAGUUCGAGCACUUGCAGAAUGAGGCUGAAGAAUCUGACGCUCAAGCUCUUGGUGCUGCCAACGAAGACCAAGCCAAGGCUAUCGACGAGGAAGCCGGUGUCUCUACCAAUGACAAGGAGCAGAGAGAAGACUUUAUGCCUGAAGACGAAGAAGAAGGUGAAGCCUACCGCCCAGACGAGGACAUCGAAAUGGGUGACCGUGAAGAAGACGACGACGGCAAGCAGAACCCAGAAGGUGGAGCUGAAGCCAUUCCCAACGCCUUUGUCGGAGAGGCCCAGUCUCGGGAAGACGCUCUCGACCAAGACGGUGCCGAGGCUCAAGAAGACAACGACGACUCCAUCGAAGAUGUCGAUUAUCAACUCGAGUCUGCCCACAUCUCCUCCAUAGCCGACCUUCCUUCCUUGUCCCUCGACGACGCAAGAGCACUGUACAACACUCAUGAGUCGACGACCAGAAACCUUUCUCUACUCCUCGCUGAGCACCUCCGCCUCCUCCUCACACCCACCCACGCCACAAAGAUGCGCGGCGACUACCGCACCGGCAAACGCCUCAACAUCAAACGCAUCAUCCCUUACAUCGCCUCCUCCUACCGCCGCGACAAGAUCUGGAUGCGUAGAUCCGUGCCCAGCAAACGCCAAUACCAAAUCAUGCUCGCCAUCGACGAUUCCCAAUCCAUGGCCGAAGGCGGAGCACAAACACUCGCUUUCGACACCAUGGCCCUUCUCGCCCGCGCCCUCUCAAUCCUCGAAGCUGGCGAGCUUUGUAUCCUCGGCUUUGGAGAAGACGUGAGUGUGAAGCUAGGCUUUGAAACACCAUUCACAGCUGAAGCGGGAGCGAAUGUGAUUCGCGGCUUUAACUUUGAGCAAACGCGCACGAAUGUCAAGAAUUUGGUGCAGAAAUCUCUGGAUCUUUUCAGAGCUGCUAGACUGAGAGCGCAGGGCGCAAGCUCUGAAUUGUGGCAGCUGCAGUUGAUUGUUUCUGAUGGUGUGUGCGAGGAUCACAAUGGCAUUAGGCAAUUGGUGCGUCAAGCACAUGAGGAGAGGAUUAUGAUGGUUUUUGUCAUUGUGGAUGCUACAGCUUCAGCUCCUUCUUUCUCUGCUGCACCUUCUGGAACCGCUACUCCUGCCAAUGCUCCUGCUUCGGGCACCGCUACUCCCGCUGCACCUGCUGCGAAGAAAAAGAACUCGUCCAUUUUGGACUUGCAGACGGCAGAAUUCGUCAAGGAUCCUGUGACUGGAGAGAUGAAGGUUAGGACUGUCAAGUAUCUGGAUAGCUUCCCCUUCGGAUAUUAUUUGGUGGUUAGAGAUGUUAGAGAGAUGCCUGCUGUACUUGCUGGAGCACUGAGACAGUGGUUUGCUGAGGUUGUUGAUACACAGGGUUAGAUCUGAAGAUGAAAAGUGGUUUUAUGGCGUUUCAAAACGGAAAAGGGAAGGAGUUUUUAUGCAUGCGGUAGUUUCUAAAAUUGAUGUUUUGUACCCG
Messenger RNA from Aureobasidium subglaciale EXF-2481, 14870 nucleotides. RefSeq lists its product as uncharacterized. Gene Ontology annotation, cellular component: preribosome, large subunit precursor; nucleus. The record is from RefSeq and is a predicted model, not a curated record. The transcript is spliced from 3 exons. Gene Ontology annotation, molecular function: ATP binding; ATP hydrolysis activity. Bases 59 to 14773 code for a protein of 4904 amino acids. Gene Ontology annotation, biological process: rRNA processing; ribosomal large subunit assembly. Lineage: Eukaryota; Fungi; Ascomycota; Dothideomycetes; Dothideales; Saccotheciaceae.